Molecule: messenger RNA, 696 nt
Organism: Durusdinium trenchii
Lineage: Eukaryota; Dinophyceae; Suessiales; Symbiodiniaceae
Source: the annotation of a GenBank genome assembly
CUUCCCAGAUCUCAGAGACAUCCCAUCUAUUAUACUCGCCCUACCCUUCGCCGUCGAAACAAGAACAGAUCCCUGGCAGCAUGCGGCAAAAUGCAUCCGCAGUCAUGAGCACAUCCAGCACGGAUAGGUCAGCCCACCUUUUCAUCGUCUCCACCGAGCAAUGUCAGCUCCACCUCCAAACGAUCCACAGGCGAUCGGACGGUUGAGGGCCGAUCUCGAUGGCGCCAUGGGCGUGAUGCGGGACAAUAUGCGCAACAUGGCAGAAAGGGAUGUGCAACUACAUGACCUUGAAGGCAAAAGCAACUCGCUUCAUGUGGCAUCGGGCACCUUCAGCGCACAUGCUACACGCCUGCGGAAGGAGCAAGAGUGGCAAAGGUGUAAGACGCGGCUGGCCAUCUUCUCUGUGAUUGGCUUUCUGGUUUGGCUCCUCAUCUUUUGGUUCAUGGCCGAUCACCGAGUCACCUUUCUACUCGUCAGUGCCGGGGUGCUGGUCUUGGCUGUGCCCAUUUGUUGGUGUUCGAUCAGGCGGUGGAGACAAAUGGAGGACCAGGAGGCUUUCCGGGAUGUAGACUCGAUCUGAAUCAGAACGAGGUGAAGGCGGUAUCCCGGUGCAGCACCAGUGAAGGCGGUUCCAGGUCGUGAUGGUCAAAACCCCACGGUCACCGUUGCGGCCCAAACGGGUUGUCAACACCCUUG